UCGUGUGUAAUGAGCUGUGUCUCUCUCUCUGUCUCUUUCCUUCAAGCUCGUUCCAGUUCUUUAUCAAUUUUACCUGUUACAAAGUCCUUUUUCCUUCAUCAAAUUAAACUUUUCAUCAAAUUCCUUUUUGGGAUUUAUUUGAUCCUUUUCUCUUUCUUAAAAUUUGUCAGAGGUAGAAACUGCCUUUUAACUUUGGGGAGUUCAUUUUAAAUUUAAUUUUAAACACCUUUUGCUUUUACGACCUCUCACUUUGCUCCUGCUUGGAAAUGUCCAUCUCCGGCCAGCCUGUGGCUCAGUUCAGUGUGUGGGACUAUGUGGUGUUUAUUGUCAUGCUGCUCGUGUCUGUGUUCAUCGGAGUCUAUCAUGCAGUUAAGGCCAGAGCCCAGCAGUCCAACAGCCAGUUCUUGCUGGGAGGCAGGCAGAUGAGGGCAGUGCCCGUUGCCAUGUCACUUACUGCCAGCUUCAUGUCGGCAGUUACGGUGAUUGGGACACCGGCAGAGGUUUAUCGCUAUGGGGCCAUCUUCUUGAUCUUCUGCAUCAGCUACUCAAUAGUCGCCAUCGUCAGCGCUGAAAUCUUCCUGCCCAUCUUUUACAGACUCAACAUCACCAGCACCUAUGAGUAUUUAGGGAUGAGAUACAACAAGACAGCUCGGUACAUUGGGACCUUUCUCUACAUCAUUCUAACAGUGCUGUACACUGGCAUUGUCAUUUAUGCCCCAGCAUUAGCAUUGAAUCAGAUAACUGGAUUUGAUCUCUGGGGAGUUCUCGUCGCAACAGGGCUUGUCUGCACCUUUUACUGUACUUUGGGAGGCCUGAAAGCUGUGGUAUGGACUGAUGUAUUCCAGAUGCUGAUAAUGAUCUCUGGCUUCUUGGCUGUGAUAAUCCGAGGUUCGGUUGUCCAAGGAGGAUUUGAACGCAUCUGGAAUAUCUCCUAUCAUGGAGGGAGACUCAACUUCUGGGACUUUGACCCAGAUCCCUUAAGACGCCACACAUUCUGGACAAUUGUGGUUGGUGGGAGUUUUAUGUGGACGGCAAUCUAUGGUAUCAAUCAAUCUCAGGUCCAGCGGUACAUUGCCUGCAAAAGCAUGUGUGAGGCCAAACUAUCUCUCUACCUAAACAUGGUUGGCCUCUGGCUGACAGCCGUGUGUGCGGUGCUGAGUGGACUGACCAUGUACUCCAUUUACCACCAGUGCGACCCAUUGACAGCAAAGCAAGUCAGAGCACCAGACCAGUUGCUCCCGUAUCUGGUGAUGGAUUUUCUAGGAGACUAUCCUGGUGUACCAGGACUUUUUGUUGCAGCUGCAUACAGUGGGACACUGAGUACAGUCUCCUCCAGCAUCAAUGCACUGGCUGCUGUCACAGUGGAGGAUAUCCUCAAACCUAAUUUCAACUUGUCAGAGAAGAAACUGACUUGGAUCACAAGGGGACUCAGUCUUAUGUUUGGAGUCAUCUGCAUUGGAAUGGCUGCAUUAUCCUCCUUAAUGGGAAGUGUGCUCCAGGCUGCCCUCACUAUUUUUGGGAUUAUUGGAGGUCCGCUGCUUGGAUUCUUUCUGUUAGGCAUGCUGUUCCCUUGGGCCAAUUCAGUUGGUGCAAUAUCUGGCCUCGUUGUCAGCUUCGUACUGACACUGUGGGUUGGAAUCGGUGGGCAGAUCUAUCCCCCGCUACCUGAGAAAACGGUGCCUUUGCCCCUCAGCAUCGAGGGAUGCCUGUUCAACGUUACUACGCCCACAGAGCCUGUCACUGAAAGCACCUGGAGGACAACGAGCCACGUUACGGAGCCGGACUUCAGGCCAGAAAUUGCAAACACAUGGUAUUCACUCUCCUACCUCUACCUGAGCCCAUUAGCAACCAUGAUCGCCUUGAUUCUUGGGCUCAUCAUCAGCUUGCUGACAGGAAGAGGCAAGAACGAGGUGGAUAAGAAGCUGCUGAUCACAAAGAAGGAUCUGGUGUGCUGCUUCUGGUUGGCCAACCCGGGUGAUCACCCUGAGGAUAAGGACAUCAAGGUGAUGACAGACGAGGUAGAAGAUAAGGGCCAGGAAAAUCCCACCUUCAGUCAUCAAGAGGUCAACUGUCCAGAGAAACAGGAUCCCAGCCUAUCCACAACAUAUUUAUAGGCAACAUAUGUACCACCUUCAGCACAGUAAUAUUGUAUUAAGUAGUUUCCAAGUGCUGGGGAUUUUAUUCACUCUCACAAGUGUGUUGAGUGAUAUGUCUAUCAGAUUGGUUCAUAGGGGUGUCCAUUGGAAGUUCUGUCUCCCUCCUGACACACCCCCAGUUUCUGAAAUGCAAUGUGGAGUUUUCCACUGCAUUUGUCUGAAAUCCCAGCAGGAGCAGCUCUGAAGAAUUUUGUGGCAUUUAACUUUAACCACUCACAUGCCUGAGAGUGAGAAAUCAACAAAGACAUUUUGCACACAAACACUAGAGGAGAAUUAACUUUAGCUGUCAGCUUUAAGCACAUUCACAGCAACAGGUGUUAUUUGCACUCAAUUCCACACUUCCAUUUUCAUCCACUUCAAUGCAUCAUGUGAAGGUGAAUUCAACCAAUGGCUGCGCACAUUCAUGCAUUAGUGCUGGCACUCAAAGAUGAAUUACUCCCCUAGUAUUGUCUAACAUACCCCCAGAUCUUAACCCCUGGUUAAUAUGGUUUGACCAGAGGCACAUAUCUUAGUCUUUAAGUUUUUCGCUCAUGCACUGAGAUGCCAAAUUAAAAACAUUAUUAAAGGAAUAAAUAGUUAAUUAUAUACUCUAUUAGAUUCUAUUAUAUUGGAGCCCUUCACAAAAUAACAGUGCAUGGGCACAUUCAGCACAAACCAGGCACAAAGCUGUUCAUAGUUGAGCAAGUUUCCAGAGGUAUGUUUUGCACAAUUUAGUUUGCACAUCACCACAACUUAAAAUCCAUCAUGAAGAGCACAAUCAGGCAAUAUUUUAAAGUGUAAUUUUUUUUUAAUUUAAAGAAAAAAUUUUGGUAAAUUUGAGUGGAAAUAUUUCAGUUUGGUUAAUAUGUUAGAAAGGGUUUAUUAUAUAAAUAAACAUAUUAAUCAAUC
Pristis pectinata (smalltooth sawfish) is the source of this 3044-nucleotide messenger RNA. RefSeq names its product solute carrier family 5 member 8, like (gene slc5a8l). Gene Ontology annotation, molecular function: organic acid:sodium symporter activity. Bases 267 to 2114 code for a protein of 615 amino acids. Gene Ontology annotation, cellular component: membrane. Lineage: Eukaryota; Metazoa; Chordata; Chondrichthyes; Rhinopristiformes; Pristidae. The transcript has 15 exons. Gene Ontology annotation, biological process: sodium ion transport; propanoate transmembrane transport. The record is from RefSeq and is a predicted model, not a curated record.